Molecule: messenger RNA, 528 nt
Organism: Lactuca saligna
Lineage: Eukaryota; Viridiplantae; Streptophyta; Magnoliopsida; Asterales; Asteraceae
Source: the annotation of a GenBank genome assembly
AUGGCGAGUCUUCCUAGUAUCCUUCCCUCCGCCGCUGAAUAUCGUCAUCUUGAGGCUACGUACGGCUUAUCCUCUGUGGAAGGCAUGGAAUAUCCUUCUCCUGGUUCUUGCAUCUCAUCCCCCCUCUGUGUGCAGAUGUUGACCCCAAAUUCCCUCAACAAGGUAGUAGCUUUCAAAAUGAUCUGCAGGGCUAACAACUAUCUUCCCGACUACUUUGUUUUUAAAUACUUCUUCAGAUUCUGCGUUACCAGAGAUAAGUAUACUUUUUCAGUCCGGCGAGGGGGACACGCUCUGGUUCCCGACGGGCGGACGCCUAAGAAUUGGCAAGGCAAAUGGCUAUGGGUAAAUCAAGAGUUGUUCGGGAGUGGGCGAUAUCGUGCGACUGCCUUUGCUGAUACCAUCCCCAAACUUUUCCCUCACAAUCAGGGUAUCGCCGACUUCCUGAAGGGCAUCCAAAAGGCCGCUGCUGGUGUUGGGUUUGAGGGUGUCGGUGCUUGCCUUCCUGCUGAUGGUCCUAUAGUAAUGUGA